AUGGGAACCACGGGAACUUCUGCUCCAGGCCAGGAAAGAGCCACGAUACAUGGCGGAGUGCAAAGGUGCAGCGCCGCUUCUGCUGCCGCUGCCUCUGUGGUCAGAACACCACGCAUGGAAUAUCGUGAAAAUAUGAUUGACGGCGUGCGCCUUCGACCCACCUUCAAUCCAUACGUGCGGCUCACCAAGGCCAAGAGAUAUGUGCUCGAUAACUGGCCCUCGAGAAACUGGGCUGACUGGAAUCCAUACAGCUGCUUCGUAAGAGGCAGCCGGCGGCGCUACCAAAUUCCGAAGGAUCUCAUGCCCUGUAAGGAUGAGCUAGGGGAAUGGCACCCUCCUCGACUUUCAGGCAGGUAUAAAGCUGAUGUUGAGCGGCAGUAUCGACUCAAUGGCCUUGAAUGGGUGUGGACGAAAGACUUCUAUAGGGAAAAGAUGCAUUUCCAAGAUAGAGAACCUCUUGGUCCCAAGAGAUGGUACAUCAGAGAGUUUAGGCAGCAACAAGUGAAGGAAGCUAUGAGAAAGAUGGCUGACCUCGUAGCGGAAUAUCGCCAGGAGGUAAGGGAUAAGCAGCGCUAUAACUGGUUUGAACGAGUGGUGCACGACUUCGCCGGCGAGCAGCUUUCUUCAGAAUACCUCAGGAGCCGGAAGGAGCCGAAAUUGUAG
Molecule: messenger RNA, 663 nt
Organism: Eimeria necatrix
Lineage: Eukaryota; Apicomplexa; Conoidasida; Eucoccidiorida; Eimeriidae
Exons: 7
Coding region: 1-663 (220 amino acids)
Source: RefSeq, a predicted model, not a curated record